This is a messenger RNA of Sesamum indicum (sesame), 1612 nucleotides long. RefSeq names its product lysophosphatidyl acyltransferase 5 (gene LPAT5). NCBI's taxonomy places the organism in Eukaryota, Viridiplantae, Streptophyta, Magnoliopsida, Lamiales, Pedaliaceae. Gene Ontology annotation, cellular component: endomembrane system. Gene Ontology annotation, molecular function: acyltransferase activity. The record is from RefSeq and is a predicted model, not a curated record.
CUCGUGAUGGGCCCUCUCACUGACUCUUAGCCAGCCGAGGAACUGUUGUUCCACAACCCAACUUCCACGAGAAAAACUCAACAAGAAUUAUUUCUCAGAGUUAUUCCAGCAAAAUACUGGAUAAUGGUUUAAAGAGAAAUCUCCCAGGAUCCUAAAAGAUUUGGGUUACUGAAAGGUCCAAGCUUAUAACUAGUUUUUUUCAAGAUCUGCUCAUAAGAUUGUUCUGGCAAGCCAAAUGGUGUAGCCCUCUGUCUUCACUACCACGAAUUCACUGACAUACAGUGUGAUUGGAUUUAUAAUCAUAUUGAGGACCUUUAAAUUCGUUCGUUUUUCUUGUACAGUAGGAGCUAUUAGUGCUUCUGCUGUCUCGUCCCAUGGAAUCUGACUCAGUUCUUAAACUAAAAAGAGGGCAAAGACACCGGCCCCUGACUCCUUUCAGAGUAAUAAGGGGUGUUCUUUGCUUGAUCGUCUUAGUCUUGACAGCAUUUGUAUUGUUAGUGUAUUUUGGCUUUUGGACAGCCAUUCCUUUGAGAUUUUUCAGCAUGCAUCACAGCAGGAAAGCAACGGCGUUCAUCUUUGGAAGUUGGAUUGCUCUUUGGCCUUUCUGGUUCGAGAAAAUAAACAGGACUAAGGUGGUAUUUUCUGGAGACUGUGUCCCUGCUGAGGAACGUGUGCUGCUUAUUGCCAACCAUAGAACUGAGGUCGACUGGAUGUACUUGUGGGAUCUUGCAUUGAGGAAGGGAUGUGAAGGUUACAUUAAGUAUAUUCUUAAGAGCAGCUUGAUGAAAUUGCCUGUUUUUGGUUGGGUUUUUCAUGUAAUGGAGUUUAUUCCUGUGGUGAGGAAAUGGGAGGCCGACGAAUUAAUGAUGCGCCAGAUGCUGUCAAGCUUCAGAGAUCCUCGAGAUCCUCUGUGGCUUGCUGUUUUCCCGGAGGGAACAGAUUUCACAGAACAGAAGUGCGUGCGCAGUCAAAAAUAUGCUUCUGAAAAUGGACUUCCUAUUCUGAAGAAUGUGCUGCUUCCCAAGACAAAGGGGUUUCAUGCUUGUUUGGAAAAUCUGAAGGACUCGUUAGAUGCAGUUUAUGACAUCACAAUAGGGUACCGCCAAAACUGCCCAUCUUUCUUGGACAAUGCCUUUGGGGUCGACCCCUCCGAAGUUCACAUCCACGUUCGACGUAUUUCACUUAAAGAAAUUCCAACAUCUGAAGAUCAGACCUCUUCUUGGCUGAUGAAUACAUUCAGCCUCAAAGACCAAAUGCUGUCUGAUUUUUACACGCAGGGGCAUUUCCCAAAUGAAGGAACAGAAACAAGCCUUUCUACAGUUAAGUGUGUAGUUAACUUCAUUCUUGUAAUGAUCUUGACUGGAACAUGCACAUUUCUUACCUUUUUCUCCUCGAUCUGGUUUAAAAUAUAUGUCUCGUUAGUCUGUGCUUACAUGGCUUCUGCGACAUACUUCGAUGUUCGGCCCUCGCCUAUAGUUCACUAAAUGCUCGACAUUUUAAGAUAAACUUUAGAAACAAGAUUCUUGUUAUGCUAUUUCCAGAUGUGUACUUGUUUUGUCCCUUGAUGUAUAUUUUUCCGUCAUAUAUUUGCUGUUAUUGCCUAACUCACUUU